This is a messenger RNA of Lingula anatina, 929 nucleotides long. Its product is annotated as mitochondrial fission factor. The record is from RefSeq and is a predicted model, not a curated record. NCBI's taxonomy places the organism in Eukaryota, Metazoa, Brachiopoda, Lingulata, Lingulida, Lingulidae.
CAAACUUGUGACGUCACCAUUUCAUGUGCACAGGAAGAUUCACUUCAGGAAGAAUAAUUAUCUCAAAAAUUCCCUAAAAUGCAGCAUUAUUUAUGAAGUAAAGAUCACUUGGAAACUACAUCUAUACAAGCAGAGUGAACCCGGUGACCAUGUCCACAGCCAGCACACAGUAUCACAUGCCCUCGGAGUAUGAGGAUGAGGCACCUUUGUCAUACGACCCUCAGUUCACGGCAGAGAUUAGCAACAAGAUGCAGGUACCUGACAGAAUCCAGAUGCACCCGCAGCCUCAGUCUGGAUACCCUACUUACCAAGAGAACAACGAGGACCCCCACAGAGAUGUCAGGCACGCAAUGAAAGUACCAGACAGAAUUGUCAUUGCAGGACACAACCAACACAUAGGUAUGAAGCAGGAACCACGCCCCCUAGACCUGGACGUCCUGACCCAAACUGACCAGACCUCACAUUACGUGGGACUGACCACGCCCCCUCGCGUCCUGACCGUGGAGGAAAGCGGGUUCCCCAUCAUUGAGGAGGAGGAGGAGGAAGAGAGGGAGGAGGGCGGAACUGGAGAUCAUGGGUCAAGGUCACAUAAUACAACCUUGAUGUUGGAUAUGUCAGCUCAGGGACAGCAUACAUUGGACGCUCUUCAAGUACCUCCAUACUCUCCAGGAGGUAUUAACGAUUCUUUAGUGGAGCUUGAAGAAGAAGAUGAAAGAAUAGUCUUACGGCGCCAUGUGACAAAGCUAACUCGGAGAAUUAUGCAAUUGGAAAACAGCGAUCAAAGACGAGUACAAAGGGAAAUCAUAUACUGUUCCUUAGCAUCACUUUAUUUGGUGUGGAAAAUUUGGUCAUGGAUGAAAAAUGGGAGAUGAUAAGAAAACUUCUAGCACAGAUUAACUGGAUGUAGAUUUAAACUUGGGUCCUUAAAU